AUGUCCUUUAAUGACAAAUUCAAAUAUUAUAAUUCCCAAAUUGACAAGGAAUUAUCGAAAUAUCCACAGAUAAUUAAGUUGGAACAAGCUACUGGUGUUCCAAAAACUUAUCUUGCAGUUGGAGUUGCUGGAUCCUUGUUUAUUUUGAUAUUUUUCAACUUCUGGGCUUAUGCUUCUUUCAAAGCCAUUGAAAGUGAUUCCAAAACUGAUGAUACUCAAUGGUUAACUUACUGGCUUUUCCUUCCAACUUUCAAUGGAGCUCAAGUUCUUUAUGCAAAAUCCAUCAGACCAAUUCUUUUGUCAUACGAAAGUGAUAUUGAUAAAAAUCUUAAUAAAUUUAAAUCAAAGGCUGGAGGUAUUGUUAAAGAAGCUAUCAAUACUGGGAUUGAUUCUUCUCUUAAUUGA
Molecule: messenger RNA, 405 nt
Organism: Entrophospora sp. SA101
Lineage: Eukaryota; Fungi; Glomeromycota; Glomeromycetes; Entrophosporales; Entrophosporaceae
Source: the annotation of a GenBank genome assembly